Molecule: messenger RNA, 4341 nt
Organism: Episyrphus balteatus (marmalade hoverfly)
Lineage: Eukaryota; Metazoa; Arthropoda; Insecta; Diptera; Syrphidae
Gene: aub
Product: protein aubergine
Exons: 11
Coding region: 225-3080 (951 amino acids)
Biological process (GO): regulatory ncRNA-mediated gene silencing
Cellular component (GO): P granule
Molecular function (GO): piRNA binding; protein binding
Source: RefSeq, a predicted model, not a curated record
GACAAAAUCAAACGGUUUUCAACCUUCUUCCUUGCAUUCAAUAAUUUUAUUCAUAACUGAAGUGGUGUUUGUUGCGUCUGGGUGACCAUAAAUUUCGUCUGUUCAUUUGUUGCAUUUAUAAUUUUUUUUUUGCAAGCUACUGAUUAUUUUUUUGCAACAAAUUUUAACCCAAGGUUAUUGCACAAAAGCGACGCUUUGCAUUGUAGUGAUUUUUUUUCUGCAACAUGGAGGGCCAAAAAGGAUCCGGUGCCGGAAGAGCACGUGGCCAAGGGAGGGCUUCAAGACAGCAACAAGGAGGUUCCAAUGGAAAUAGUGGUGGCGGCGGCGGAGGCGGCGGUGGUCGUCGCCCGCCGAAUAUUCAAACUCCGGGCCAACAGGGUGGAGGCAACUGGAGGCAAGGAGGUGGCAACGGUCAUGGAGGUGGCGGUAACGGUUAUGGAGGAGGCGGUGGUGGUGGUAAUGGCCAUCGCGGAGGUGGUGAACAACAAUCGGCUUGGGGUGGUCAAAGAGGAGGCCAACAGCAGGGAGCAUGGGGUGGUGGCCCACCGCAUCAACGGCAACCUCAGCAACAGGCUCCUCCACCACAGCAGUCAGCUUGGGGUCAAGGUGCACGUCAACCUACUCCAUCGACUUCAGCACCCACAGCUGCCCCUCAACAGCGGGCGCCAGCACCUUCAACUCAGGGUAGAGCCACAAGCCAUGGAGCUGGAGCAGAAGUUGUAAAGGAGGAUGCACGUGGAGCAGUACGUGGAAGACGUGUUAUCACUGAAUUUAUUGCAACACGUCCAAAAGAGUGCAUCUCAAAGACCGGUAAAAGUGGCCAGCCUGUAACUGUUCAGGCUAAUUACUAUCGAGUCCUCAAAAAGCCCAAGUGGUCAAUUUUCCAAUAUCGUAUUGAUUUUGCCCCCGAUGUUGACUUGAUUAGAGCUCGCAGAAGCUACAUUUAUGAACAUCGAGAACUAUUUGGUGGCUAUUUGUUUGAUGGUGCUAUGCUCUUCACAAGUACUAAUUUGAAUACACCAACUAAAGAAUUGUACUGCAAAAACAAGGAAGGAGAACCAAUACAAAUUAAAGUUAAAAAUGUUGGUGAGAUCAAAGUUACUGACAUACAAUUGUUGCAAGUGUUGAAUUUGAUUUUGAGACGUUCAAUGGAGGGAUUAAAUCUUCAGUUGGUCGGUAGAAACUUUUUCGAUCCUGUUGCUAAGAUUUGCGUACCAAACCACAAGUUGGAAAUAUGGCCAGGUUACACAACCUCCAUUCGUCAGCACGAACAAGAUAUUCUACUUUGCGCUGAAAUUACACACAAAAUUAUGCGAACUGAUACGCUUUUACAAAUUUUGAUUAAAUGCUCACAAGAGAGCGGUGAUUAUCAGAGUCAAUUUAAGAAGGAAGUUGUCGGAAUGGUCGUCUUGACGGAUUACAACAACAAAACCUACCGUAUUGAUGAUGUUGAUUUUAAUCAGACACCAAUGUCCAAAUUCAAUACCAGCAAAGGUGAUGUCUCUUACUGUGAUUAUUAUCAACAGCGUUACAGGCUUAACAUUCGUGACAAGAAACAACCAUUGUUGGUUUCUCGUCCAACUGAGAAAAAUAUUCGUGGUGGCCAAAGCGAAUUUAUUAUGCUCAUUCCUGAACUUUCAAGAGCAACUGGUUUGAAUGACGAAAUGAAAAACAACAGAACUCUCAUGAGAGCUAUUGCUGACCAUACUCGAUUGGCUCCAGAACCGCGUAUUGAGCGACUUAGGAUGUUCCACAGACGCUUGGAUGGAGCACAAUCAUCCCAAGAAGUAUUAAAAUCAUGGAAUUUGCAGUUGGACACUAAACUCAUUGAGCUACCAGGUCGUAUUUUGAAGAAUGAAAAUAUUUUGUUUGCUAACAAUCGCAAGUACACAUGCGACAAAAAUGCCGAUUGGAAUAGAGAGUUCCGCAACAACUCUAUGUUCGUUCAAAAGGAAGUCCGAAGAUGGUAUGUGAUUGUACCUCAGCGUUUUAGCCGUGAGGCCAAUGAUUUUGUCCGAUUGAUGCGUCAAGCAGCAAAUGGAAUGAAGAUGAACAUUGCCGAACCAAGAAUAAUGGAAAUGCCAGAUGACAGGAAUCCAUCCUAUGCAUCAGCCAUUGAAACAGCUUGUAAUAGUGAUCCCCAAAUCUUGGUUAUUGUUGUAGCCAAUGAUAAUGCUGAGAGAUAUAGCUGCAUUAAAAAGAAGUGCAUCGUAGAUCGUGCCAUUCCAUCCCAAGUACUCAACUUGCGAACCAUUGCCCCGCGUGGAAAAACUUCCGGUUUGAUGUCGGUCGCUACCAAAGUUGUGAUUCAGAUCAACGCCAAAUUGCUCGGAGCUCCAUGGAUGAUCGAGCUUCCAAUGCAAGGUUUGAUGACUGUUGGUUUUGACGUAUGCCACAGUGCAAGAGAUUCUCUAAAGUCAUAUGGUGCUUUGGUAGCCACAAUGGAUCUCAGGCAAUCCACUUCUUAUUUCAGUGCUGUAACUGAGCACUUGAAGGGCCAAGAACUCUCCAAUGAGAUUGUCCUCAAUAUGAACAAAGCUCUUAAAAAAUACCGAGAAGCUCAUGGUGCGUUGCCUGAACGUAUUCUCUUCUUCCGCGAUGGUGUCGGUGAUGGACAGCUCCAACAGGUGGUCGACAAUGAGAUUACAUCACUCAAGCAAAAACUCGAUCAAAUCUACAUUAGUGCUGGUAUUGAGCGUGGAUGUCGAUUGGCAUUCAUUGUGGUUUCGAAGAGAAUCAACACGCGUUUGUUUGUCAUGGCCAAUAACCCACAACCUGGCUUGGUUGUUGAUGAUGUUGUAACAUUGCCAGAGCGCUAUGACUUCUUUUUGGUGUCGCAGAGUGUUCGCCAAGGAACUGUAUCGCCAACUAGCUACAAUGUUAUCCACGACUCAAUGGGUUUCGAAGCAGACAAACUUCAGAUUCUCGCGUACAAAAUGACCCACAUGUACUACAAUUGGUCGGGUACUUGCCGUGUACCCGCUGUUUGCCAGUACGCACACAAAUUGGCUUUUAUGGUUGCACAAUACUUGCAUCGGGCACCAUCGAAUGCUCUUGAAAGCCAACUUUACUUCUUGUAAGAAGUGAAAAAUGCAUUCCUUCAAAUAAUUUUUGAAUUCAAUGAAUUGUUUUGGACUCUCUGUUAGACAGAUAUGUUUCUAGCUUUUUUUUUGUUUAUUUUUUUUUUACCUUGUUAAUGACAAAUAAUUGUUUUUUUUUAUAUAUUCUUAAGUGACAUGCGACAAUUUAAUCAAACAAAAGUACUAAAAGUGAUACUUAAUUCACCUAAGCUGCCAUCUGAAUGAAGCAGCAUGUUUGUUUUUUUUUUUAUGUCAAAUGACGCAGAUUUUGAUAGUUUAAAUGAAUGAAUUUAUCUUAAUUAAGAUAUGUAUUAAAUUAAUUAAAAAAAAAACCAUUGCUGAACAGAAAAAAUUGUAACAAAUCUUCUAUCAUGUAUUGUAUCUAUGUAUGUUCCUAACAAGAAAUAACAACUUUUUAGUCUCAAUACAAACAAAAUACACUGAUGGCAGUCUUUAAAUCUCAUAAAAACUAAAUAUUACAUACAACUUAAUAAUUGUUAGAUGUUUAAGAUAUACCUACCAUAAUAAUACUAAUUGAAAUCAACCAAAUAAAUAACAUCCCUCCAGAAUGUUUCUAUUAAAGACAACAACAAAUGGAUGUAUGUGUCUGAUGUAUCCAAUAAUAAAAAAAAGUUUAAUUAAAAGAACAAAAUCAUCGAAAUAUAAUCAUAAUUCACUCAACUGCUAAAUUUGUAAUUUACAAAAACAAUAUACUGUUGUAUACAAAAAAGUAUUACAAAAAAAUGAAUAAAAAAAUCUGUUCUGAUUAUGAAAUUUUUGAGUACAAAAAAGUAGAGUUUAAAAUUGAAUCGAAGAAUUUUUGAAUAUAUCUAAACAAAAGUUAAAAAAAACCUUGUUCAAUUAAAAAUUUGUCUUGGAAAAAUUUCUUUAAAAAGAAAACUAUAUUUUGGAUUAAAUUGGUGGAUUUUUUGAGUGCAUCAGAAUUAUAAUUUGACCAAAUAAUAUUUAAAGCUAAAAUGCAAGAAUUUAUAUUUACCAAAUUACAUAAAUAGAAAUUGCUGAAGAAUUAAAUUAUAUAUAGAUGUAUAUGUGUGUAUAAUCAAACUUAAUUAUAAUUAAAUAGUUUUGGCUUUUUACACAAAAACCACAUGCAGUCAGUCAACUUACAAAUUUAAAAAAAACUGAUUUUUUUUUAGAGUUUUUUUAUACUAUACAAAAAAUAAAAUAUAAUUUUUAUAUAAAUUUAUAAAACUGUUAUGAGAAUAAAGAUUUUAUUUUUUUCUUUCUUGUAAAUGUAAAA